AUGGCAGAUGAGAGAAAGACCAUUAAAGAGGUCGAAAGUAGUCCUCUGAAGAAGAAAAACAGAUGCAUACGAUCCAUAUUCAUGCAUGCAGAUAACGUGGAUAGGUUUUUGAUGGCUGCUGGUUUCAUCGGAGGAGUUGUCGAUGGCACUGUUGCACCCUUGAUGAUAUAUUUGAAUGGCCGUUUGUUUAAUAAUCUUGAUGAUGCAGCUGCUGAUAUGCUCACCCGCAACGUUCACCACGUUGCAUUGUUACUGAUUUUGACGGCUUGCUGGGGAUGGGUUGGGUGUUUCAUAGAAGGAUUUUGCUGGACAAGAACAAGUGAAAGACAAGCCACAAGAAUGAGAAGUAGAUAUUUGAAAGCUAUUCUAAGGCAAGAUGUAGGUUACUUUGAUUUGAACGUAACUAGCAUAGCUGAAGUAGUCACAAGCGUUUCCAACGAUAGUCUCAUAAUUCAAGAAGUUAUCAGUGAAAAGAUUCCACACUUGAUUGCCAGAGGUACUUCAUUUAUUGGAGCUUACAUAAUAGCUUUUCUGGUACUGUGGAAAUUAGCUCUUGUGAUUUUUCCAUUUGUACUGUUGCUGGUGAUUUCUAGUUUAAUAUAUGGGAAGAUUUUACUGAGUCUGGCAAGGAAGACACAAAUGGAGUAUAAGUUGGCAAGCACAAUAGCAGAACAGGCAAUAUCUUCAAUAAGAACUGUUUAUGCCUUUGUUGGUGAAAACAAAACCUCCAUUAAGUUCUCUGAAGCUCUACAAGGAUGUGUGAAAUUGGGGUUGAAGCAAGGGUGGGCAAAAGGUUUGGCCCUUGGAAGCAGUGGUAUUACUCACCUUAUUUGGGCUUUCGUUACUUACUAUGGUAGCAGAUUGAUCAUGUAUCAUGGAGCCAAGGGAGGAACUAUUUACAUAGUGGGCACCUGUAUUACUUUUGGUGGACACUACCUUGUUGCUAGUUUAUCUACCUUGAAGCCUUUAUUUGAAGCAUGUUCAGCUGCAAAGCGUAUAAAUGAAGUGAUUAAAAGAAUCCCAAAGAUUGAUUUAGGCAAUAUGGAAGGGGAAAUUUUGGAUAAUGUUAUAGGAGAAAUUGAAUUCAAACAAGUUGAGUUUGCAUAUCCGUCAAGGCUUGAGAACAUAAUUUUCAAGGAUUUUAGUCUCAAAAUUCCAGCAGGCAAGGCUGUAGCCUUGGUAGGCAGUAGUGGAUCAGGAAAAUCCACAGUGAUUUCCUUGUUGCAAAGGUUUUAUGACCCAAUUGGAGGAGACAUAGCUCUUGACGGGGUUCCUAUUAAUAAAUUGCAGCUCAAGUGGUUUAGGUCACAAAUGGGAUUGGUCAGUCAAGAGCCUACACUAUUUGCAACCACCAUUAAAGAGAACAUACUUUUUGGCAAGGAAGAUGCUGAAAUGGACGAGAUUAUUGAAGCUGCUAAAGCUUCCAAUGCCCAUAAUUUCAUAUCAGAGUUGCCUCAAGGAUAUGACACACAGGUUGGGGAGAGAGGGAUUCAAUUGUCUGGUGGCCAAAAACAGAGAAUUGCCAUAGCAAGAGCAAUAAUAAAAGCACCCAAAAUCCUUCUCCUUGAUGAGGCAACAAGUGCAUUAGACUCCGAAUCCGAAUGUAUUGUGCAAGAAGCUCUUGAUAAGGCCUCGGUCGGGCAUACAACAAUAAUCAUUGCACACCGCCUUUCUACCAUUAGACAUGCAGAUUUAAUUGCAGUUGUCCAAGAUGGCCAAGUCACGGAAACUGGUUCACAUGAUGAGUUAAUGGGAAAUGAAAUGGGCCUUUAUCCCAUGCUAGUGCAACUUCAACAUACAGAACAAGAACAAGUCAAGGGGAAAGGUGAUAAAGAUUUGUCUACCAAUGCGAUCGACAUAAAUAAUGCUAGCAGUCAUCGACUUUCUUUAGCAAGCCGAACAAGUUCAGCCAAUUCAGUAGCAACAAAUCAUUCUUCACCAUGUGAAGAAAUGAAUGUUGAGGAUAAAAAGUUGCCUGCACCAUCUUUUAAGAGAUUGUUGGCCCUGAAUUUACCAGAGUGGAAAGAAGCAACACUGGGAUGCUUAGGUGCAGUCUUAUAUGGUGCAGUGCAACCACUUUCAGCUUUCACCAUGGGAUUAAUGAUAUCAAUGUUUUUUCUCUCAGAUCAUGGUGAAAUUAAAGAAAAAGCAAAGGUUUAUGCUUUGAGUUUUCUUGGGAUUGGUUUGUUUUCACUGAUAAUUAAUGUUAUUCAGCAUUAUAAUUUUGCUUACAUGGGGGAGCACUUGACAAAGAGGAUUAGAGAGGGGAUGCUUUCAAAGAUAUUGACUUUUGAAGUUGGGUGGUUUGACCAAGAUGAGAAUUCUAGUGGCACUGUUUGCUCUAGGCUAGCGAAAGAUGCCAGUGUGGUGAGAUCUUUGGUGGGCGAUCGGAUGUCUCUUCUCAUGCAAACCAUCUCCGGUGUAACUCUAGCUUGCGUCAUGGGGUUAUUUCUUUCGUGGCGACUUGCCCUUGUGAUGAUAGUGCUCCAGCCACUCAUUAUCUUUAGCUUGUACACCCGAAUGGUUUUACUCAAAAGCAUGUCUAAGAAAGCCAUCAAAGCACAACAAGAUAGUAGCAAGCUUGCUGCUGAUGCGGUGUCGAACCAUCGAACCAUCACCGCCUUCUCAUCUCAAGACCGAAUUUUGAAAAUGAUGGAAAAGGCUUAUGAAGGUCCAAGAAAGGAGAGUGUUAGGCAAUCUUGGUUUACAGGUCUUGGAUUUGGAUCAGCUCAAUUUCUUACAGCAUGCAUUGUGGCUUUCAAUUUUUGGUAUGGUGGCAAACUCAUCUCUCAGGGAUAUAUCAGUUCGGAAGCUCUUAUCCAAACAUUCCUCAUUUUGGUUAGCACUGGACUUGUCGUGGCUGAAGCUGCAAGCAUGACAUCGGACUUGGUCAAGAGUUCCGAGGUUGUUGCAUCUUUGUUUGCUAUCUUAGACCAUGGUACAAGAAUCGGACCCGAUGACUCUAAUGGUUACGUUGCCGAAGAAAUUACAGGCCAUGUAGAAAUCCAUGAUGUCGAUUUUGCAUAUCCCGCUAGGCCUAAUGUGAUCAUCCUAAAGAACUUCUCAUUCACUUUUGAAGCUGGAAGAUCAACAGCAUUGGUAGGACAAAGCGGUUCUGGAAAAUCAACAAUCAUUAGUUUAAUCGAGAGGUUUUACGAUCCUCUCAAAGGAGUUGUGAAGAUCGAUGGUCGAGAUAUAAAGUCGUACAACCUAAGGACAUUGAGGAAACACAUAGCACUUGUUAGCCAGGAGCCAACAUUGUUUGUUGGCACAAUAAGAGAGAACAUCUUAUACGGAGCAGCCGAUGAAACUGGUGAAUCUGAAGUCAUUGAAGCUGCUAAAGCAGCCAAUGCCCACGAUUUCAUUGCAGGCCUUGCAAACGGUUACGAAACAUGUUGCGGAGAUAGAGGAGUGCAAUUAUCCGGUGGCCAAAAGCAACGGCUCGCAAUCGCCCGAGCAGUACUAAAAAAGCCUACAAUCUUACUACUAGAUGAAGCAACCAGCGCACUUGACAGUAAAUCUGAGAAAGUGGUACAAGAGGCAUUAGAGAGGUUAAUGGUGGGGAGAACCAGUGUUGUUGUGGCACAUAGGCUAAGCACCAUUCAAAACUGUAAUCUUAUUGCAGUGUUAGAGCAAGGGAAAGUGGUGGAGAAAGGUAACCAUUCAUCUCUGUUAGCCAAGGGGUCAACGGGAGCUUACUACUCUUUGGUUAAUCUUCAAAGAAAAAACCCAUAAUUCUACUCAGUCAUUUAAAUAAACUUUGGGUAUUUUAGAUAGAAAAAAAUCGACUCAAUCACUGUUGGUACC
This is a messenger RNA of Gossypium arboreum, 3807 nucleotides long. RefSeq names its product ABC transporter B family member 15-like. The record is from RefSeq and is a predicted model, not a curated record. Bases 1 to 3735 code for a protein of 1244 amino acids. Gene Ontology annotation, biological process: transmembrane transport. NCBI's taxonomy places the organism in Eukaryota, Viridiplantae, Streptophyta, Magnoliopsida, Malvales, Malvaceae. The transcript has 7 exons. Gene Ontology annotation, molecular function: ATP hydrolysis activity; ATP binding; ABC-type transporter activity. Gene Ontology annotation, cellular component: membrane.